GUGCGCACAUCUUGACCGACUCAGCAAGAAGGUGGAUUUUCUUUGUGUCUAAAGAGAGAGAAAAAAAAAUGUCCCUGUGUCUGUAGAGAUGAUUUGCAGUUCAGCCCGGCUGAAGCUGACCGAAUGAGACUAUGGGCUGUGCCUCCGCCAAGCAUGUUGCCACUGUUCAAAAUGAAGAGGAAGCCCAGAAAGGGAAGAGCUACCAGAACGGAGAUGUGUUUGGCGACGAGUAUAGGAUCAAACCCGUGGAAGAGGUCAAAUACAUGAAAAAUGGGGCAGAAGAGGAGCAGAAAAUAGCAGCCAGGAACCAAGAAAACUUGGAAAAAAGUGCCAGUUCAAAUGUAAAACUUAAAACUAACAAAGAGAUUCCGGGACUAGUUCAUCAACCCAGAGCAAAAACCGAAUCAACACUAGUGUCUGUCUGUGAAGCUACCGCCCCUUUCCUCAGAGAGGCCCUGCUGUCCCCGAGGCUGCAGGUCCCCUUGCGCUGUUCUAGCCGAAAAUGAACAAACCCCGAGGGUGCUGCUCGCACAUGUGUCACAGUCACCCCACCCCAGCAUAAAUGUGACCAGUGCCUGUAUGUAAUAGAGCCCCAAAGUCAAAAUCCUAAGUGGACAGAGUUGUGUUAUCUCUGGCUCUUCCCAGGAAGUUGAGACAAAAAUAACGUAAUUGGUUUCACCUGGCUCAGCGUCUGGGGCCCGGCCACAGCCAGGGCCACUGGGAUGUGAUGGUUGGGACUCUUCAGGGGGUGGUGAGCGAGCGCAGGGACUUAAUUUUUUUCACUUUCAAAGAAAACUGGACAUUUUUAAAUCCCCUUAUCAUUUUCAACGUCAGUUUAAGGAUACCGCCGAUUUUUGCCCUGUAGGUAAGCAUUGUGCUGUAUUCACAACCUCCCUAAUCCACUCCCCGGCAAUCACUUUUAUCUCCUCUAAUUUUAUCUGCCUCUGGGGACAACAGAUAUCUGAUGACCCUACCAAAUCAUCUUUUCAUCCAAACCGUUGGAAUAUAUGCUAUUUUUAAAUGCUUUUCUUAUCUCUGCGUUCUAGAGAAAGACUAUAUUAAGAAUUCCUUUUUUCCUUCAGAGCAAAUAUUUACUUAAUUUUGACACACUAGCAUGCUUUGCAAACUGGCACGUGCUGAAGCUUUCAGAGAAGUUGAGUAAAUUGGAGCAUGUGUUUACAUUAAAAUUAUGAAGAAAAUUCCCUGUUUUUCACACAACAUCAUGCUCGUGUCUGUGUGUGUGUGUGUGUGUGUGUGUGUGUGUGUACAUUAAACUGUGAGUCAGAUCAUUCGGUUCCUGGAAUUCAACUAAGAAAUCUUUCUGGAGGGCCAAGAAAAGGGUUUUAUUUUUCCUACUUGCUGACAUAUAGGAUCUAGGAAACUAUUCUUUAUUAUGUAGUUGUAUACAGUACGAUGAGGUCUUGUUUUUUCUUCCCCCAUGAGUGGAAGGAUAAUUCUGUACCUUAUGGAAGAUCUACUGUAAAGGCAGGUGUCCUCACACCCUCGCCCUCGCUCGGCGUCACGUGUAGAGCAUGUUCCCACUGGCCUUGAGAUCUCAGGCAAGUGAGCCGGUGUCUUGGAGCUUCAGUUUUCUCCAAGAAAAACGGAGGUGAAAAAUCCUGUCUUACAGAGCUGGGGCUUAAAUAAAAUAAUAAAAUAAUGUAUGCCCUAGGCUCAUCACAGUGUCUGACGCUUGGCAAGAACGCCUUAACCAUUAGAAACAGCCCGAACACCCUUUAACGGGAAGUUGGGCAAAUGCGCUUCGCUGUGUUCACACAGUGGAACGUCAGCGGUCACCACGAAUGCCCUGCAGCCAUGGACAGCCCUGGGCGGACCCAGCAACACGGUGCUGGGACAGAGAGCAAGUCCAAGAGGUGACGUAGCGUGAUGCGCUCUGUAAACUGACAAACACCUGGAACAGAUCAUCUGCUCUCAAGCACGGAGAGAGAUGAUGGAGCGAAGCUUUACAAACGGGAAGCGGGGACGUGAUGGCUCCCUUGAGUUGGGAAGUAAGCUCUAGGUUGUUAAGAUCCCAGCUUUUGCUUUUUUGUUUUGAUUUCAUGAGUACUUACUAUACUUUUUUUAAAUAACCGAAUAAAAGUGAGCCAUGAAUGAACUAGUAGCAAAGGUGUGUCCUGGUGUGAAGAUUAGGAUUAAUCCACUUCCCUGAGGUGCAGCUGAAAAACACUAAUGAUGAUCAUUAAGAAGGAACUGUGUUCAGGCUAGGAUUUGUCAGGGACCCACGGGGUAACUGAGUUUCAUUUUUGUAGGUGAAGUACUAGGGAAUUAGGACCUUGUCUUCCCAUACUUUUGUGGCUUAGAUUUUUAUUAUUUGGAAGCUUAUUUUUUUAAGUGACUAAACGUGGAAGCCAUGUAUCUUUCUGCUCUAGAGCUCAUUUGUCCACCUUUGGUUCAUUUGAUUACCUGCAUUGAGACUCCAUAGUGUUGUCAUCCUUGGUCUCAUGAAGCUGAGAAGUUGUAGGAAAAAGAACCUUUGAUGGCAGGGUUAACUCAUAAGAGCUUUGCCAGGACCAGCUGAGAGCCAUGAGAAAUGUUUCAGGGCAUAAAUGGAGUAUAAUCUAUAAAAAUUUUGAGUCACUGUGUUGCACACCUGAAACUAAUAUAAUACUGUAAACCAACUAUACCUCAAUUGAAAAAAGAGAGAGAGAGAGAAAUGUUCCUGGGGGAGCAUUGUGUUUUCCAAGGUGGAAUUUUAGUUAUUAGAGAGAAAGAGGAAUGACUGAAGUUUUAUGAGUUAAAUCAAGUACCAACAUAACAGACUUUUAUAAAAGAUUUUUAGAUCUAAUUAGUCUUAGCAUCAAGGAUUCAUACUUUAUCAACUAAAUCAGAAGCAACGCAGUCACCCCUUUCUGGUAUCCUGAGGAAGGAUGGGAAACCACUGUGCUCUCCCUCCUCCGCUCCGCACUCACCGCCAUCACACAGUCCGUCAGAAGCGAUCUGAGAGUCCAACUGUUACUCACGGACUGCUUCCCGCGGUGCGCGGUGCGCUCUGGAGGGUCAGCGCCACCGUCAGUGCCGCUGUGUUGAUAGAGUUUCCACGUGAGAAGACGGCAUGGUGUUUCUCUGGGCGGGAGUCGGUCGACAGUGGGUAAUUCACUUCAUCAGAGCGAACGUUCCGCCUCUGCCCCGUUGGAAGGAAGGCGCCGAGAGCAGCAGGUUAAGCCUCGUGCUCUCGGGUCCCACCAGCCCUGAGACGCCGCACAGACCACGAGGCUCUCGUGUGGGGUCCGCCUGCCGCGCUUCCAGGGACCGCAGGCUUUGCCUG
Messenger RNA from Vicugna pacos (alpaca), 3286 nucleotides. NCBI's taxonomy places the organism in Eukaryota, Metazoa, Chordata, Mammalia, Artiodactyla, Camelidae. The record is from RefSeq and is a predicted model, not a curated record.